Messenger RNA from Vanrija pseudolonga, 1128 nucleotides. RefSeq lists its product as uncharacterized. The record is from RefSeq and is a predicted model, not a curated record. Bases 1 to 1128 code for a protein of 375 amino acids. The transcript has 3 exons. Lineage: Eukaryota; Fungi; Basidiomycota; Tremellomycetes; Trichosporonales; Trichosporonaceae.
AUGAGCAACCCAUUCCCAAACUUCAACCCACUUGGCAACCGCGGCCCCGGUGGACCCGUCUUCCAAGACCCGUUCAUCGCCGCCGUAGCUGGUAUGCCCCAGUACCAGCAGAACAACCGCGGUCACCAGCACCACCACCACCCGCACCACCACCACCACCACCAGCCUCACUACCACUCGCACCCCACCUGCAGCUGCAGCAUGGGCGCCUGCCUCUCCAAGCCCCCGCCGCCGCCCCCCAAGAGCUACCUCCACGACCCUUUCAACGGCUUCUACGGCGGCGGCCGCGAGCUCCCCUCGGGUUGGGGUGGCACCAACCGCCCCUCUGAGGACAGCAGCAGGACGUCGUCGACGGGAGCGACCGUCGGCGGCGAGACUACCAGGCCUGCGUUUGUCCCCGGCAUGACGCCUCCCAAGUCCCCUGGUCGCACCGUGCGCUUCGACCUUCCGAGCGAGAACGCUCCUUCCCAGCGCAACAAUGGCCUCCCCUUCACUCCAGAGGACCCGUUCCCUCCCCGCCCAGGCAGUGCGCAGUCGCAGCCCCAGUACGCCCCCAACCUGUCGUUCGAGCCUCUCGACCCCUUCCCGCCGCGCUCGCAGCCUGGCGGGAAGAAGUCUGCCCGCGACCCACUCUCGGGGUGGUUGUCGAAUACUAUCGACCGCGCGGCUUUUAUCCGCUCCAGGCUUGAGGAGAUGACGUCCGCCGUCGCCCCGUACGCCGAAGCGCGUACUCUCGACUUUGUCAAGCAGCUGUGCGCCAAGCCCGACACGUGCGCCAUUGUUGUCGAGGUUUUCAAGUCGCAGAUCACCCUCGGCGGGAUCCAGGCGACCAAGGCGGUGUGGUAUCUUCCUGCUCUUACCGUCCCUGCCAUUGCCCAGUUCGUCCCCGAACUCACCAAGCUGCUGAAGGAUGCCGAGGAGUGGUACGCGGAGACGGUGGCCGCGCUCCGCGACCGCGCCGUUGCGGCGCAGGCGGCUGUGGCGAACAAUGACGAGGCCAACUUCAACCACUACCUCGCUGCGGUUGGCCGCGCCCCGCAGCGCGGCCGCGGGGGUCGCCAGAGCUACGGCGGAUACCACUUCCACGGCCAGUACGCGCCGAUGCCCGGUGCGUACCCGUGGAUGUGA